Amoebophrya sp. A120 is the source of this 10101-nucleotide messenger RNA. The record is from the annotation of a GenBank genome assembly. NCBI's taxonomy places the organism in Eukaryota, Dinophyceae, Syndiniales, Amoebophryaceae.
AUGGACGGGCAGGUAAAAUUCCGGUUGUUGAAGCAGAACAUGACGAAGUUCAUCGAGGAUAUGACAAGCAGCGAGUUCGGGAGAACAGAAAAAAGUUCCGCGUAUUUCUUGGAGCAUUCGACGUUAGAUGGAACCAUCAACCCGUUUGCGGUGGAAGCGGUCCAGAAGGACGCUUUUUCGACCAGUGUUUUACCCGCUGGAUCCGAGUCUGCGUACGGACAGCCUGCUACAACUGGGGAAUCAACCACCAUGUUUUCCUCCGUGCUCUCCUACUUUUCCCCCGACGGGGAAUCUUUAGACACGACCGCGCAACAAAAUCUCUGGCGGAAGAAUUUUGUCCCGAAACACUCCGAUGUGCUGUUUGUGGACAAAAUCCUCGUCGAAGCGGCGAAGGAUGAAUUUGGGACGGAUAAAAGGGUGCUCGGCGUGGUGGAUGCGGGAAAAACGGAAUUGGAUUUGGGUGAAGUGGAUAGUUCUUCUAGCAGUACAACAUCCGGGCAGGUCGAACCUAUCCCAGUCUUGGCGAGUUACAAUCCGUACGGGCACUCCCUAACCCGGAUCGUCGACCACGCGGCGACCGGCGAUGGGAACCACGUGGCGCACUCCUCUGUGGUUGAAGAAACAGCUACUCCUUUUCUCCCGAAUCUGUUCUUGUCGGCGUUGACCAGCAAAGGCCAGCAGGUGUCCUCGCAGCCUUAUUACCAAAAAGCGGACUUGUCGUACGACUUGAACGAUUUUUAUCAGACCAAAGUGCGGAUUUUGGAGAUUACCGAUGAGGACUAUUCCGUGAAAAAUCUGCAGUUUCUCGACGAGGAUUACCAAACGGGGCUGAUUAAGGGAAAGUUGACCUGGGAACUGCUGCACAGAUCCAGCAAGUUAGACAAAACUGAAGACGGGUUGAUGACAGGAGAUGAGACCGAAACACUAGACCCCGCGACCGACUACAGCAAGAAACAGUACAGCAACAUCCGCUAUGAUAUCUUCCUUGGCGAUUUCAACGCGGAAUCCGUCCAGAGGUACAUCGGCUCCGCUUACAACGGUAGUACUGCGUUUACCUUCGAAUACAACACGUAUCUGACUUCUCCCCGCGCGACCGUGGUGACGGUGAAAAUCGGAAAAGUGAGCAAACAAACAUCCGGAACAAGCAACAACCCUUCGAAGAGGAUAAAAUCCAACGGUUUAUCUGUGUCGAUUUUCGACCAAACCUCCACUGUGAGCAAUUUGCUUUUCAAAGACUUGAAUCCGAACUAUGGGUACAUCUCUGGUUUGCUGCAGUGGUCGAACCCCUUGAUCAGAAAGGAUUUGAUCCCGCACUGCAAGGUCGAGAUCUACCAGGCAGAUAACGUCGAUGCUUUCGGAGACUUGAUAAGGCCGAAUUUGGUCGCGGAAUUGGAUUACGCGAGCUUAAGCAACCAGAAUUCCUUGGAGGGGAUGCACUUUAUCGGACUCGAGUCGCUGAAGGUCGAGCAGUUGUUGGUGAACGCGAGCGCUUCUGGGGUGACAAGAGCGUUUGAGACGACAACAGACCCGAGUUGCGCUGCGGAUGGGUCCAAUUGCAAGGAGUUCACGACUAUCAAAUGCAAAAAUGUCUGGGUCUGGAAGGAUCCAAGGUUUGUCAUGCACAUUUUGCAUGACUCCUGAUGUCUGUGAUGCAUGCCCUAGCAUCACAGAUUUUGUGAGGGCUUCCUGAUGCCUAUACCGCAUGACAAAUGCGCAUUCCGUGUAGCAAAACUUGGACUCUCUUUGCUGCUCAUGCAAUACAGAUUUUUUUAGAAUCCAAAUGCAGCAUCACAAGUUCCAACUUUCCAGACCCAGACACUUCUGCAAUCCAUAACGACGGAUAAGAUCACGUAUGAAGCCUACAACUUCACGCCGUCUGGAAUUGCGGGUGAAACCGCGAAGCAUCCCCGUUACACCGCUGUGGGUUUGAACCCGGAUGUGGGCUAUUCCAGGAGGCACAUAUCAACAGUAAAUCUACUUGUUCCGUACACGACGUACAAAAACAUGCGGUUCCUCCAUGACAAAACUUUCCAUCAAUCCAAUUCAGCAUGACAAAUUACAUGAUCCAAGUUGGCCGAGUUAUUUGUCAUGCUUUUUGUACUACGUGUGCGGAAGUGAUAAUUUGUGUAGUUGCAUACCACACGAUUCCUACGGAAAAAAAAUCAUACGCGAUUAUUGAGGACCUCGAUUCCGCCAACACCGGCCCUGCGGAUUUCGGAAAACUGAGGGAAAACUUGAAAACGGGAGAACACUUGUUCAACCCAAAAGUUUCUCUACUCCACCAAAACUUCUUCGCGGUCAGAAUUGCGGACAAAAGGACGAUAUGCAUUGCAAGUAUGACUGGGUGGUCUGGAAACUUGUGAUGCUGGGUGGCGUAUCACGAGCAGGCCACAAGUGCUGGCUCAGCAUGACAAGUUUCUGAGCUUCUAGGUGUUGCCUAAUUCUGCAUGACAAAAAAGUGCAGCGCUUGGGUAAUGUGCAUGAGAGAUUGAAGACUCACGCCAGACAAGCAUGACAGACAUGCAAUCUUCCAGACCCAGACAUAUUUCCAUUUCAUAGACGAACCACGAGAACAAAAUCCCGACGGACUCCUUUUCCACGACGGAAGUGUAUGAUGUGGUGAAAAAUCUCGUCGCGGAUCUGCAGUUUGAGGAUUUCGACUUACGAAAAGACUUCAUCGCCGGGGAUGUGACGUUUUCCUACAUGUUUGACGCGGCGAACCAGCACGAUCCGGAGGAUUAUUUGAAACUCUAUUUCUCCGAGUCCGCGAAUUUGAAUUACAAAACGGUUUUCUUAGAGCCAACGCAAUUCACCAGCAGACUAACGGAAUACCAAACCACCCCGCAGACUUUCUCCAGCUCUUUCGGUUUCAACACGGAUGUGAAGGUGAUGAAGCAAGACCCUUUCGGGGAGGAUUAUGAUAAAGAGAUCGGUGGCGCGGAGCAGAAAACGCUGAAAGAAAACAACAACUUCGAGGUGGACCAAGCCGGGAACAAUAACAUGAAUUUAAACUACGGGGGAGACGGGAUUUUGCAACCCGAAUACCAGGGACACAGACACCCCUAUGAGAAACCGAGGAUUCUGGAUUUAUCCAAAGAGUUGAUCGGGAAAGUCCGGAAACCCCCCGUGCAGCUCCCCGUGAUGGAAAAGCCGAAGUGGGCGAAGUAUUUGAUCUUGGCGUCGAAUAAGGAGAGAAGAGCUUAUUCCGCAAUUCCGUUACUCGAUGUGAGUCUCGAGCUGGAAAAGUCGAAGAGAAGUGAUUUGUGGUCUUUUACAACAAGCUCCGGCACGUUUUCAGGGGAUAAGUUGGAGAAAUUGGAAGAGAAGUUGAAUGAUUUGGCAAACGCGGGACUCCCUGGGGUGAAGGACAGUUUUGAAAGGUCCUCCGCGAAGACGAAGCAGUCGCAAGCGAAUUUGUUUUAUGACACGAAACACGGGUCAGUGCACACCAGAUCUAGGUCGCUUCGGGAAGUAGAGAGUAGGAGAACAUUAGCAGCCAGUGACGCGCCGAUUGUGGAGGAUUCGGUGUUCAAAAGACCGGCUGGGAGUUAUCAGGACAAGUGGACAGUGACAGAAAAGAUGAACGGUGCAGCAAUUUCUAGUACCACACCGUCGACUGCAAUCUACAACCCGCAAAAAUUCCUCUAUUUCGACCAGCAGGACGCACUGACCAAGCUGGACGCUUUUUCCUUCAUGAGUUUCAACGACCGGAAUUGCGAACCGAAUCAGUUAAACUUGCUGGUCACUAUUCAAAACUUCGCGUUUUUGGAAGAGAAGAUCGAUAGGCUGUAUUUCGUGGUAGAGGAAUCGAUAGAAAAUUCCGGUGGGUUGAAAGUGGAAAAGUCCACUGUUGUGACAUCGUCUCUAGUAACCAGUCCGAAUACCGCGCAUGCGCACAGCAGUAGUGAAAAUAAACACUCCACUAACACGCCGUUGUCUUGCAGAGCAACGUCCGCCAGGGCGUGCGGGGAUGCGGUGCGAUCGAGGUACCAAGAAUUAGUGGAAAAGUCUGACAUCACCAGUAAUGAAAAAGUUCGGGUGAUCAGAACAAACGGUAUCCCGAACCAUUUGUAUGGCCAGAACCCCGCUGCGCCAAACGAGAUCUGCGAGCAGCCGCGGGAGUAUAAACUGAAAUUAAAACCAGUGAGAAUCUCCAAUACAAUUCCGAAGAAGAAAACGCCACUGGGUGUGAUCGGGGUAUUACGAACCGGCGCUUUUCUCUACAACCCGUUCGCGAACCGAGAAGGGAUAUGGUGAGCAAAAACGUCCCCACCCCAGAGUCAAGAUGGGAGAUCUGCUAGACGAAUCGCCAGGCUUUGGCUGUUUCGCAUGACAAAUCUGGGGUCGUAAUGUAGUCGGGUUCAGCUAGUGCAGCAGCAUCACAGGUCGAGCAUACCACGCGGAUUUGAGCAUCACAAAUCUCAAAGCACCAAUAGAAACUGCUUACUAUGCAUGGGUCCCCGCAUGAGAAACAUUGCCAGCAUGCAGAUUUGCAUUACAGCUCUGGAGUGGGGGCGUUUUUACAAAUGAUAAGGUAGUGUCGCUUUUCAUCCGAGUAACGAGCUGCAGUUUCUGGACAACUGCGCCGGGCACGCGGAUGAACAGUGCGUUUACCACCACCAUUUCGUCAACGCGCAGGUGAGGGCUUGUUCUUUUGAUUGCUUUGACAGAAGUAAAAAUAGUCGGAGUUCUACAUCUACCAGGAGUAGCAGCUCUAGCACGACAAACACCGCUUCUAUCAGUACUCUUUCCAGUUCCUCCAAGGCGGGUAGUUACAAGAAAUCCGGCUGCAAUCACGUCGGGUGGUUACUAGACGGGUUUCCGGUCUUAUCCCACGAAAAAACUGUUUCACUGUGAUGGUUUUGCAAGGCCUGCAUCACAAGUUUCUUACAGAUGACACAGAAAAUUUGCCAUGCUCCCUCCAAAGGGAAAACACCCUUAAAGAGUCAAGGUCUUGUAGGUGUAGCAAGACAAAUAGUUCUGUGUUCCAUUUUAUGCACAACAAGUUUACAGAUACAGCGAAACAGUUUUUUCUUGCGAUAGGUCUACGCGAACUGCGAUCACGCGCUGUUCAAGUCCUGUUACUUAUCCGCAGCAAAAGAAAAAGUAUCGUACUCGUACUGAUAAUUGCAAUACAGCAUGACAGAUCUGGUUUCUUAGCUAGUUCAGCAUUACAAAUUGCAUUUUUCUUUCUGGAGAAAUUUGCCCUGCUAUUUCGACUAGUACGCUUACUAUUUGCAAUGCAUAUUACUACUUGAAAACCCAAUUUUCCAACUUCGACUUCAACGCGCAUGAUGCUGUCCACGCGAGUACACGGGAAAUUGUGAAGGACUCGAUGGGCAAUCUGAAUUUAGGGAACAGCACUACUAUAACCACGAGUUUAAUAAACAACGACACGACAAUUUUCUACCCAGAUAACUCCAUGCAGGCACAAUCCGACUCCAACACGCUGCAAGGGGACAGUGAGUCCGAUUAUAUCUAUCGAGGUGUCGGGAGCUCUCCGAACAACAUGCAGGUCCCACUCGGGGCCUGUCACUUAGACGAGGCGAACGGGUUUGAUUUCACGAGCGAAAAUUUUGUUGAUGUAAACGAGGUGCCGAUGGAGGGGUACGGGUACGUUUUGACGGAAAAUUAUCCCUACGUUCCGAUGUUCUACUCUGGGGAUGCAACCGUGACGGAGACGCAACAUCUACCCCAUUCCAAAUCCAUCCCUAUGAACCAGUACCGAGACUGCCACCCAAGAGUCGCGGAGCUGAACCCCUUUCGGUCUAACGAGAAUCCUGCUGCGAAAACGCACGUGACCAGUGAGAAGACCGAAAGGUUGGUUGAGACAACUAUUAAAUGCACAUGUGUCUGGGUCUGGAAGGUUGGAACUUGUGAUGCUGUUUUUGGAUUCUAAAAAACUCUGUAUUGCAUGACCAGCAACAGGAGCCCAGUUUGCACUACGUCGCAGAGAGGGAAUUUCUCAUGCGGAAUAGCAUGAGCAAGCCCCCAAAAAAUUGGUGAUGCUAGAUCAUGCAUUACAGGCAUCAUGGGUCAUGCAAAAUACGCAUGACAGACCUGGUUCUUCCAGAGGACCCAGACAUAUUUGCAGUGAAUAACAACGGUGGUCAGCCGAAUCCCGGACUAUGAAAAGAAGCAAGUUCCGGAGGAUUCGAGGCAGGCGAAAAGGAAGCAGAUUGUGGUGAAGAAAGUGAAGAAAUCGGAGUUGAAUAUUGUGGACAGGAAUGAGUUAUUCUACACAGCGGAGGUGGAGAUAAAUUUGCCCACUUGGUCCAACACGUAUUCCGAUUUGGUAUUGUACGCGACAAACGCGCGAAUGCUGGCCGGGAACGCAAAAGUCCAGCUGGCGCGGAAAAGAAUCAAGGAGUGCGACCGGAGAUUCACACUACGCGACUUGGAAUUUUUAGACGAAGACCCGGAUUUGCACGAGGUCGGGGGGAAGUUAAGCUUUAAAUUUCCACCAGGGGAAUCGGAGCAAUUGAAAAGCGGGUAUGGAGACUUCCCCAACGACUUACAGACAAAGAACGACACAGUGCCCGGGAGGAACAGCUUACUUGAAGAAUGGAUGAAAACCUACGCGGAUUUACUAAGAGCGGAGGAUCAGGCGAAAGUGAAGCAAGAGAGAGGGUCGAUUUUGCCACUUUUCGCCCCGUUUCAAUCAUCGACGCCUUUGACAAACCCACGGACUUUCUACGGCCCCAUGUCGCCUGAGUCGGGGGAGUUUAGAUUAGCAACUGGGUUGGAGGAAAACGCGGCGACGAGGUCGGAAUUCGAUAAGUACAAAUCGAAAACUCCCACUUUCGACAACGAGCAGAAUAAUGUCGAAAUCAAUUUACAAAAAGCGAAAAACAUGAAAAACGUUUUUAACGCGAACAGCUACAAGUCCUCCGCCACGUGGGAAUCGAUUGCGAAAGAUUUGGUUUUAAGGGUUUUGUUCGUUCCGGGGUCGGAUAUGAAGAAAGUAGAGAAUCAAUAUGAACAAGUGAUGCGAUUGGAGAUCAACACGACAAAACAAACGAUAAUGCAACACUCCGGCUACGAUUCUUCCGCGACCAUGGCGAUGACCCCGAUCCCGAGGUUCAAUGAAACGGUGGUUUUUGACGAUGAACUAGAGCAGCAGAAAUUACUGAUAAAACCGAUGAGUCACGACGAGUCCAUGUUUGACAGUCAGGAGUACCCGACGGGUGCGCGCACCACGAGAACGAAACAGACCAACGGGGUUCUAAACGACUUGGUGUCCGCUUCGGUGUCGACGAACAAAAUCGUCAAAGAUUACGAACACGCAGUGGUCUUAGAAUACGCGGUAGCGAAUUUGAUUUCGACGAGUUACCAAACCGAUUCGAAGGUGGAAAUCGCCAUUCCGCCGAACACGCCGGUGAUUUACGGCAGUCGGAGCACUUUGUCGAUUCAGUUGGUGCACAAACCGAGAAAUGUGGUUUUCAGUGAGCAACCAAUCCCGGUGAGGGAUUACUUUGAUAAAGCGACCGCGGUUUCACUGGAUGUGAGUAGCGGGAAAUUGAAAUUCUCUGGGACGAAGAGAAGCACUGGAGGUAAUGCUGCAUCAAGUAGUAGUAGUGCUGCAACUUCUACUUCUACACAGCAACAAACAACAUGGCAAUUCUACACGACAAAUUGCCUGUUUGAAAGGCCGUUUGAGAAGAUCGAGGACGUGAGUGUCGUGACAAGUACAACUGCUGGUGAUUCUUCUUCUUCUUCAGCUUCUAUCGCACAGCGGCGCUACGAGGCUGACAUUCUGAACAAAAUACCGCCGCACGCGACGAGAAUUUUGAUUUUGGCGGAGUCGGAAACUGGGCAAGUCGAGCAGUCAAAAUACGGCAUGCGGGAUUUUUUCGAUCUGUUAAACCCAGAAAACAGCCAAUUUGGACAAAACACUGCGCCGACGUUUGCUUCUUUAACCGCUGGGAAUAGUAAAAAUGCCUCGAACUUUCUAAUCGAGGAGGUCAUAACGGCAACCAGCGGCCUAACAACCCCUUGCCGCCCACCAGACGUUGCCAAUGUCAUCCCAAGUAUUAAGCCAACCACCUACGAAUCCAAGAAGCUCAUCGUCUCCUGGCCAACAGCCGUUUCCGGGUUGGAUAGUUCUUGCGGUGGCCCGAGCGGGUUCCGUUUGUAUUUGACCGAAACGGCAGACAACGCCGCCGCGGCCGAUUUUCAAGAGGUGUGGCCGAGCUACAAACACACGAUGCUGUAUCCAACGGAGAAGGAGAGGGAAGAGAAUUUGAUCCCAGAUUGCGCGCUCCGUGGCCCGCGGAAAACCGAGUUUGUGGUGAGGGAGAGGAGCAAAUUUGAUUUGCUUUUGGGAAAAACCUAUGCAUUGCAAAUAUGUCUCGGUCUGGAAGCAAGGAUGCAACUUGUGAUGCUGACUUUGGAUUCUACAAAAAUCUGUAUUGCAUGAACAGCAAAAGGAAAAGCAGUCCAGUUUUUGCCACGGCGAGAGGGCAUUUCUCAUGCGGUAUAGGCAUCAGGAAUCCCUCACAAAAUCUGUGAUGCUAGGGCAUGCAUCACAGACAUCAGAAGUCAUGCAAAAUGUGCAUGACAGACCUCGCAUCCUUCCAGACCCAGACAUAUUUGCAUUUGAUAAAACCUUCAACGGAUUCCUCCGGUCGUAUUCUUUCAAAGCGAAGUUCACUGCAACGGAUAGCUAUUACCAGGACUCGGUAGUCAGGGAACUGAAAUUCAUGACACUCCCGGCACAGGUGACGAAGCCGAGAGUGGUAAUGAGUACCAACACGGUCGUGUGGUCGACGCCGGUCAGUUGGGGCGGAAGUAGCAGCGGGCUGGGAUUCCGGGUUUUUAGAGAUAUGGGCAGAAACAGCACGAGUGCGACGGCGGUAGAGAAAUUUGUUUUCUUUUGAUGAAACUGAUGACUUUUUUGUGAGGCACAAGAACGGUUCGUUUGGAAAUUUAUUUCGGUUGACUUCUAACGCAUUGCACUUCCACUCAUUUAUUCAAAAACAACAAAACUCAGCCCAUUCUCGCGGAACCGAUAACGAGCUGUGGCACUCUGGAUGAAACGGCAACAAACUGCACACUGACGGGCUUGACCGCGAACGAACUGUAUCAAGUCCGGGUGGCCGCAUACUCAGAAGUGGGACAGGGGCCGUUUAGUCCCAGAACGGUGUUUAGGGCGGUGUGAAUACCAGUAGGGAAGAAGUUCGUAUAACCAGGAGAAUGUAGGUCUGAUUUUUUUCAAAUUUUCUGAUGAGUAUUUCUCCUAUCUCCUACAAGCUUUUCGCUAUCCCAAUCGCUCUUAUGAAUAUUACCAUUGAAAAUAGGCGAGAUAUUGUCGUACUCAAACAGCAACUACAGACACUAGCUUUAGCUUUUCACUUGAAGUUUCUACCCAUUACCGUUAGAGAGUAGAAUUGACUUGCAUUGACUUUUGUUUCUAGCUUCGUACGUUACUUGGCCGUCAGGUGUUGACAUCGAUGGCCCACUACAGCGCGCAGCUUGUGCUUGAAGAUGAUUUUUAGCAAAUUGGUUUCGUAGGAAAAAGAGAUUAGCAGAUAACAUGUACCAAACUGUUUGGGAGCCGUCGAGUAGAGCAGUAAAUUUUGUAGUUUUUGGUUGUGUAUUUGUAUACUGAUGCAGAAGAAAAAAAAACACAUGAUUACUUUUCCCAAUUUUUAUCGCAGUUGUUUCACUGCUCACGUUCUAAUACGUACCUCAACGUGGAUUUCGUCCGUUCCCACUUAUCGUAUCGAAAAGCAAUUGGACAACUGGCUUCCAAGCGAGUGUCCCAGUUACGUAUUUGUUUGGAUAGCGAUAGCCCAGAUACUAUCAGUUUCUCGAAGAGUGUGGGUUUUCUUUUCGACAGCAGACUUGCACAGAACGAAAUGCAGCUGCGGCAGGGGUCGGAUUUCCUUUCUAGGUGAAUGAAAAAGCACACUGUUCGUCUAUAAUUCUCUUCUCCAUUCAAUGCCAGAGUAAAGAAAUUGAGAGACCAAUGAAAAUGAGAGCCGCGGUGGAAAGACGGGAGACGUUAUCAAUGGACACCAAGAUGAGUGAUAAAUGUGAUCGAGAGGAAAGUGAAAACUACGUGCUAUCCGCUUCGUCUUCAAGAAAGCAUUGUCAUCG